AUGGAUAGCUCCGGCGACGUUAACUGGAAACUUGAGGACCAUCCCAAGCUUCCCAAGGGUAAAACCAUCGGAUUGAUUGUUCUUGAUGGUUGGGGUGAAUCUGAUCCUGAUCAAUACAAUUGCAUCCACAAAGCUCCAACUCCUGCCAUGGAUUCCCUCAAAAACGGCGCUCCUGAUACAUGGAGGUUGAUCAAAGCCCAUGGUACUGCGGUUGGUCUUCCCAGCGAAGACGACAUGGGAAACAGUGAAGUUGGUCACAAUGCUCUUGGAGCUGGUCGAAUUUACGCUCAAGGUGCUAAGCUUGUUGAUCUCGCCCUUGCUUCUGGGAAAGUCUAUGAAGAUGAAGGUUUCAAAUACAUUUCUGAAUCUUUCGAGAAAGGCACCGUGCAUCUUAUCGGACUUCUAAGCGACGGUGGUGUCCACUCUCGCCUCGAUCAAGUGCAGUUGUUGUUAAAGGGCUUUGCAGAACGUGGUGCUAAGAGAAUCCGUGUCCAUAUUCUUACUGAUGGUCGUGAUGUUUUGGAUGGUUCUAGUGUUGGAUUUGUGGAAACUCUUGAAGGUGACCUCGCUGAGUUACGUUCCAAAGGUGUUGAUGCUCAGGUUGCAUCUGGUGGUGGUCGCAUGAAUGUCACAAUGGACCGUUACGAGAAUGAUUGGAAUGUUGUUAAACGAGGAUGGGAUGCUCAAGUUCUUGGAGAAGCUCCUCACAAAUUCAAGAACGCUCUUGAAGCAGUUAAGACACUGAGAGCCGAACCUGGUGCGAAUGACCAGUAUUUGCCUCCCUUUGUCAUUGUUGAUGACAACGGAAAGGCUGUGGGUCCAAUUGUUGAUGGUGACGCGGUUGUUACUUUCAAUUUCCGUGCUGAUCGGAUGGUUAUGCAUGCAAAAGCGCUCGAAUAUGAAGAUUUCGAUAAGUUUGAUCGUGUACGAGUCCCCAAGAUUCGUUACGCAGGAAUGCUCGAAUAUGAUGGAGAGCUCAAGCUUCCUAGCCAUUAUCUUGUUUCUCCACCAUUGAUUGAUAGAACUUCUGGUGAAUAUCUGGCACACAAUGGCAUCCGUACUUUUGCUUGCAGUGAGACAGUUAAGUUUGGCCAUGUCACCUUCUUCUGGAAUGGCAACCGCUCUGGCUAUUUCAACGAAAAGUUAGAACAGUACAUUGAGAUUCCGAGUGAUAGCGGAAUAUCAUUCAACGUCCAGCCAAAGAUGAAAGCGCUGGAAAUUGCCGAGAAGGCAAGGGAUGCUAUCCUUAGUGGCAAGUUCGACCAGGUGCGUGUUAACUUGCCAAAUGGAGACAUGGUUGGUCAUACCGGUGAUAUUCAAGCUACUGUUGUUGCCUGUGAGGCUGCUGAUGUUGCUGUGAGGAUAAUCCUUGAUGCCAUAAACCAGGUUGGAGGGAUAUAUGUGGUCACAGCCGAUCACGGAAAUGCCGAGGACAUGGUUAAAAGGGACAAAUCUGGCAAGCCCGCUCUCGAUAAAGAAGGAAACCUUCAGAUUCUCACCUCUCACACCCUGAAACCAGUGCCAAUUGCCAUAGGAGGUCCUGGUUUGUCAGCAGGAGUUAAGUUCAGACAGGAUUUGGACACACCCGGACUUGCGAAUGUAGCUGCGACAGUGAUGAACCUCCAUGGGUUUGUGGCCCCAAGCGACUAUGAGCCGAGUCUGAUUGAAGUAGUCGACAAGUAA
Arabis nemorensis is the source of this 1683-nucleotide messenger RNA. The record is from the annotation of a GenBank genome assembly. NCBI's taxonomy places the organism in Eukaryota, Viridiplantae, Streptophyta, Magnoliopsida, Brassicales, Brassicaceae.